Messenger RNA from Acaromyces ingoldii, 473 nucleotides. RefSeq lists its product as hypothetical. NCBI's taxonomy places the organism in Eukaryota, Fungi, Basidiomycota, Exobasidiomycetes, Exobasidiales, Cryptobasidiaceae. The record is from RefSeq and is a predicted model, not a curated record. Gene Ontology annotation, cellular component: mitochondrion. The coding region runs from base 86 to 337 and encodes 83 amino acids. The transcript has 3 exons.
CUUCUUCUCACUUGCCCGUGCUCCAGCUACAGGUUCUUCAUCCUUCGCGCCUGCCACAGGAAGACAAGCAGUCGUCUGACAAGGAAUGGCCUCAUUCGCUCUGUCGAACCGUGAGGAGGACGCGCUGCUCAAGGAGACAAAGCAAGAAGCGCUCAAGAAGUGUGACGAUGUCGUCAAAGAUUUUGCUCAAUGCUCUUCGGGACGUACCGUUUCCGUGGCAUGGGCUUGUCGGGACCAGCACCGCAAGCUCCAGGAUUGCCUGAAACAGUAUACGGGGCCCGAGGCAAUGGAGGAGAAGAGGCGAGCGUACCUCAAGGAGCAUCGUCAGACGACAUGAUGUACUGUACUAAUACAUUAAUGAAUAGACCUAUCAAGGUAGCGUAACGACAAAUGGGUAUUCUGAUCAGCGUUGUGACCACAACUCAGAGGGUGGUCCUACUCCCACUCACAUGCAUGUUUGAGCGGUGGCUCAC